Drosophila kikkawai is the source of this 1605-nucleotide messenger RNA. The record is from RefSeq and is a predicted model, not a curated record. NCBI's taxonomy places the organism in Eukaryota, Metazoa, Arthropoda, Insecta, Diptera, Drosophilidae.
AUUUUCCCCACGUAUUUAGGCAUGGACCGCACCGCCGCCGGCGGUUGUGGUGCGGCGGGGGGCGGCGGUCUGGGCGUUGGCGUGGUCACUAGCUCGGCCACGGCCCUCGGUCCCGGCGGUAUAGCCAAUGGAGGCGGUGGCGUGGUCAGUGGUGGAGCCCUCAAUGGCCUGGAGGCCAUGUCGGCUGAGUCUACGGGCCUGUGUCUGCAGGAUUUGGUCAGUGCCGGAACAGCCAAUGGAGCUGGCUCGGCAGGAUCGGCGGAAAGUGCCACAACCACAAGCACUGCGCUAAGCAGCGGCAGCACUGGCAGUUCCACGGUCAACGGAGGAGGAAGCAGCACCUCCGGCACGGAGCACCUGCAUAGCCAUCACAGCCUGCACGAUUCCAGCUCCUCGGUCAGCAUCUCACCCGCCAUAUCCAGCUUGAUGCCCAUCAGCAGUCUGAGCCACCUGCAUCACACGGCCGCCGCCGGGCAGGAUCUGGUGGGUGUGGGUGUCGGCGGUUACUCGCAGCAUCCGCAUCAUGCCGUGGUGCCGCCGCACACGCCCAAGCACGAGCCGCUCGAGAAACUCAGAAGCUUGUUCUUUUCAGUUUGGGCCGAAACCGGCGAUUUCCGUGAUAGUCAUAGCUCCAUGACCGCCGUAGCAAAUAGUUUGGACAGCACCCACUUGAACAACUUUCAGACGUCAUCGACAUCGACGCUGUCGAAUCGAAGUCGGGAUCGCAAAGAUGGCAAUCGCAGUGUAAAUGAGACCACGAUCAAGACAGAGAACAUAUCAAGUUCAGGUCAUGAUGAGCCAAUGACCACCAGUGGCGAAGAGCCCAAAAACGACAAGAAGAACAAAAGGCAAAGACGUCAGAGGACGCACUUCACCUCGCAGCAACUGCAGGAGUUGGAGCACACCUUCAGCCGGAACAGGUAUCCGGACAUGUCCACCCGCGAGGAGAUUGCCAUGUGGACCAAUCUAACGGAGGCGCGAGUCAGGGUAUGGUUCAAGAACCGACGGGCCAAGUGGCGCAAGAGGGAGCGCAAUGCCAUGAAUGCGGCUGUGGCAGCGGCGGACUUCAAGUCCGGAUUCGGGACACAGUUCAUGCAGCCGUUUGCCGAUGACUCGCUGUACAGCUCGUAUCCGUACAAUAACUGGACCAAGGUUCCCUCGCCGCUGGGCACCAAACCCUUCCCGUGGCCUGUGAAUCCUUUGGGAUCGAUGGUGGCCAGCAAUCAUCACCAGAACUCGGUGAAUUGCUUCAACACGGGCGCCAGCGGGGUGGCUGUGAGCAUGAACAAUGCGGCAUCGAUGCUGCCGGGCUCGAUGGGCUCCUCGCUGAGCUCCUCGCUGGGCAAUGGCUCCAAUGUGGGUGCCGUGGGUGCCCCCUGUCCGUACACGAGCCCCGCCAAUCCGUACAUGUAUCGCGCCGCCGCCGAGCCGUGCAUGUCCUCCAGCAUGUCCUCGAGCAUCGCCACGCUGCGGCUGAAGGCCAAGCAGCACGCCUCCGCCGGUUUCGGCAGUCCCUACUCCGCACCAUCGCCCGUGUCCAGAUCCAAUUCCGCCGGCCUCUCCGCCUGCCAGUACACGGGCGUGGGCGUGGCGGACGUGGUCUGA